Molecule: messenger RNA, 2622 nt
Organism: Hyaloperonospora brassicae
Lineage: Eukaryota; Oomycota; Peronosporomycetes; Peronosporales; Peronosporaceae
Source: the annotation of a GenBank genome assembly
AUGACGACGGCCGGCGGCUCGACGCUGGACGACGUCUCUCCUCGCACACAGCAGCACCAGCAGCAGCGCGAGGGCUUUCGCCACCACAACAGCGGCAUCGACGAGCGCAUCCGCUCCAGCAGCGGCAGCUUUGCCGUCCCUGGCGAUGACGACGCGUGCAUGUCGAACGACGAGUCUAUGUCCUCGUCUUCCUCGUCCUCGUCCUCCUCCUCCUCUGCCUCGUCGUUUGCCUUAGAGCUGCACGCGGGUCCCAUUCAAGCGCCACCGCACGCACAGCUCGACAGGCAUCGGACCAGUCGCGCGAAUUCGCUCGAGGACUUUGCGCGGCAGCUGCCGUACCAACUGGACACAAGCAGUCGGCUCGCAAGUGGUAUCCCGGGCGUGUCUCCGCAAUGUGCAACGUCGUCGGUCCCCUUUGCUGCCAUUGGGUCAAUGGCCAGUGCCCUGAAGAGCGCACCGUCGCAGCCAAUGUGGCUGUUGACCCAAUUUGCACCGGCCAUGUCCAAGACCAGUAAGAGCGCUGAUCCCAGUGGUGAUAUGGAGGACGACGAGCCCUUUGACGAAGAGACGGAACAACGUCAUGUAGCACAGAUGGCCACUUGCAGCACGACAGGUGACCACAAGAGCGAUCGAGUGGGCAAUCGACGUGUAGCGUGGGCGUCGUCGCUUGCGCACGUGGAGCUGCCGGAAGGCGUGCGGCUGACCUGUGCUCGGAACGAAGUGGCCGGAGUGCAGCUACGACUGAAGUCCAAUGUGCCGUUCGUACUCACGACGGACACGAGCAAUUGGAUGCUGCCGUUGGGUCAUGGACCGAGGGCGCGUGUGGCUGUAGAUACGAGAUUCGUUCCGCCGCAUAUGCUGACAAUCGAAGUGUUUAUAGUGGGGUGUGUCGAAGAUGAGAACGCAGAUCUUGUCAUGGAGACACUGCAACGCACGGGAGUCAGUAGCAAAGCGGCGAGGGAACAUGCAGUGUACUUGCGAAUUCGUGUCGCCGAGAAACUCGAGCCAGGGGUGUACGAAUUGCCCUUGCGCGUGUAUACACAGGACGCAGGGUUUCGAGACGAAGAAGUCACAUGGUCGAGCAGCGUGGUCGUAAGCGUUGUGGAUGUCCAGCUCCCAUCGCCACAGAAUUGGCGCUUUCGAUUGGAUUUAUGGCAGCACUGGACGGCUGUAGCACGUGCACAUUGUGUGGCGUUAUGGAGCGACCGGCACUUUGAACUGAUUGAUCGGUACAUGGCUCCACUCUCGGAAAUGGGGCAGAAGUGUUUGUCGGUCGUAGCCACGGAAAUGCCAUGGGCAGGCCAACAGUGCUACAUGGAAGAGCAAAAUGCGUCCGCGUUGUUUGAACAUGCAAUACUGGAUGUGUAUGAAGACCCAGCACACGGAGUUCCGAUCACAAUAGACUUUACACACUUUGACCGACUGCUGGCGCUAGGAGCUCGUCAUUACUUGGACCAUGAAGUCGAGGUGUUUGGUCUCCUGUCCGUGUGGCGUGACCCAGCGGCAGGAUUCGAUGCUCCAGCUGAGCUAACUGUGCGCCACGUUCAGCCGCCUCCGGUGACAACUGGCCCCACUUCAGACGCGCAUCGUUCAGCGUCUUCAGCAAGUUCGGGACUGACGUGUCCUGCCGUACCAUCUCCGAUUGGCGAUCAACGACCCGAUCAACUCGACCAAGAUCAACAAAACAAACCUGCGUCACCACCGCCUUCUCCAUCGACGUCAACUUCCCAAGCUCCGGCAUUUGUGAUCGACGGCUGGCGCAUCAGGUGCCAAGACCGGACAACGCAGCGCGUCCGCUAUCUGCGUCAAGUUUCUGAAGUCGAGACAUUCAUUGAGCAGUUCUACGCACAUUGUGUAGCGUUGGAGAUUGCGGACCGCGUACGGAUAUGUGCUGAUGAACCCCGCGACGUAGCAGUGUUCCACGAGCAACUGCGCUUUAUGGAACGCCUGGCUCCCAAUUUUCGUCUCAAGCUGGCCGUGAACCACUCGGAGUUUUUCUCGCCUGCUUACGCUCCACCGCAAGUGGCGGAAUACGUGCCUCUCUUACCUCUAGCCUGUGCUGAUCUGGAGGUUACUCGUCGAUUAGCCAAUGAUGCACGUGCUCGCGGAGGGCACGUUUGUUGGUACGUCUGCUGUGGCCCAGCAUUCCCCAACCAGUUUGUGUCGUCGCCACUCGUCGAAGGCGAGCUCGUUGGAUACCUCACAUUUUUCUUCGAGCUAGAUGGUUUCUUGCGAUGGAAUUACUGUCUGUGGCCUGCGCGGCCAUGGGACGAUCUCCGAUGGCGCUCCUCGAUGUGGAAAGUGGGUGACAUGUACUUUGUGCUCCCUGGACAUGACGGGUGGCCCGUCGAGACGCUCCGCCUCGAAUCCAUGCGAUUUGCGGGCCAAGCUUUUGAGCUUCUCGUUCUCGCACAGGAGACGUUAGCUCCAGCCCAGAUGCAACAGCUACAGCGUGCGGUUGCGGAGCAGAUUCUACGAUCGAGCGAUCUGGAGGAGUUUGGCCGAUAUGCCGACCGCGCGCGUGAAGACUUGUACUCGCUCGACCCGCUAGACUACCAGCGCGCCAGGACGAUUAUUUUAAAUACACUGGCCGCUGCAGCAGUCAAGGCUGGCAGGUCAUGA